Molecule: messenger RNA, 2691 nt
Organism: Osmia bicornis bicornis
Lineage: Eukaryota; Metazoa; Arthropoda; Insecta; Hymenoptera; Megachilidae
Product: tRNA-dihydrouridine(16/17) synthase [NAD(P)(+)]-like
Exons: 2
Coding region: 647-2548 (633 amino acids)
Biological process (GO): tRNA processing; protein targeting to membrane; peptidyl-L-cysteine S-palmitoylation
Cellular component (GO): Golgi apparatus; endoplasmic reticulum
Molecular function (GO): flavin adenine dinucleotide binding; protein-cysteine S-palmitoyltransferase activity; tRNA dihydrouridine synthase activity
Source: RefSeq, a predicted model, not a curated record
GGCACGGGCACGGGCACGCGCACGCGCAAUACACAGACACACACGCGCACGCACACACAGACACACACAUAGUAUUUGUAAGAGGAGAACGGUGGUCGAGGCAAAGGAUCGAGAUUUGUCAAGGACCGAAAUUACGUGAUUACGCGACAAUAUUCAUGGAAAAUCUGAUUCCGAGAGAAAUUUUUCAGGUCGUUUACUCGGAUGGGUUGCCAUGCGAGUAUCGAUCCGACGAAUGGAAUUGUAGUAGGCAAAGCAUAGUUGGACGAAAAGGAAUAUACCAGCGAGUUUUACCGAGAAUUCUCGAAGAGAGACGCGCGACGUCGCGUCGCAACGAGCGUUUCAACGUCGACGUGGACGAGAACGAGUGGUCCGAGUUGGUACGACGAGAUCGUCGCUGAUCGCGCGAGAAAAUGUUGGAAAUGGCGAAAAGGCGAAAAGGCGAAGAGGCGAAGGAAGGAUUGGAGGGAUGAAGAAGGUCGUAGCAGAGUGUCGUAAAGAGAGGAGAGAAUGAAAGUAAAGAAGAAAGGGAGGAAAAUGGUGGAUAAGCGAGCAAAGGAAGAAUUUGGUAGCGAGUAGAGUAGCUGGUAAAAAAGGAGAGGAGGAGAGUUAUGCGAAGAAGCGGAAGCACAAAGGGUGUUUUAUCAAAAUGGUGUUCGUCUCAAAACGCGUUCGUGACACCGGAACGCAGAAAAUUCCGCCGCGUACACGGACUUCAAUUGCCGUUACAUCCUCAGCAAGUGGUUGGUUGGAUCGUGAUUUUGGUAAUCGUGAUCCGGCGGAUCCGCGAGUCAGAUCUCAGCCUACAAACAAAAUCAUACCGGAAUUCGAUCGAGGAAAACAUUCCCAUGUGAUCGAGAACGGCAGGUGUCAUCUGUGCAAUAUCACCACCGACAGCAAGAGGACCAAGCACUGUUCGAUCUGUAACAAAUGCAUCGUCCGAUUUGACCAUCAUUGCAAGUGGCUGAACAAUUGUAUCGGGGCUAGAAACUAUACAGCUUUCCUCGUUUGCUUGAUUUCCGCGAUUCUAGCCACCCUGUUUAUCGCUGGUCUUUCCGCGACGGAACUGUUGCUCUCAUUCUCCCCCGACCGAAUAGCGAUGCUUCAGGUUUCGAAUGCGACCGGACACGCCGUGCCGACGAUCACCCCAGUCUCCGAUGCGGUCUCGGUCCUACUCGUCUCGGCGAUCGGAAUUCUUUCCGCGAUCACGGCGAUACUUUUGAUUCACCUGUGCCUGUUUCACGGUUACAUCGCUUGCCUCGGUCUAACCACUUACGAAUACGUGCGAAAGAAACGGCAAAGAAACACGGUGACUGCAGCCGCCGUGGCGGUUGCCGCAGCAGCAGCCGCCGCAGCAGCAGCAGCCGCAGCAGCUACCGCGACCGCGACCGCGACCGCCACCGCCACCGCCACAGCGACCGCUACAGUUAUCGCGACCGCCAUCGCUACUCAAACCGUUGACACCUUGGUUGCGGCUAGCUCGACCACCGCCGCCGAACCUACUACAGUCGAUCUUUCCGAUUCGAAAACGAUUCGACGCGACAUUCGUCGGCUCGUAUCCGCCGACACGACGGAUUCUUGCUUGCAUUGCGACAGACGAAAUAGGCGGAUCGACAUCGACACCGACACCGACACCGACACAAGGGAAUCGAAUGAAAUCGAAACGGAAUCGUCGUUUCAUCGGCAACGGGAGGACCAAAGGAAAAACUUUCGAUUGUGUCUGCCGAAACGCGAGCACCAGUCCCAAUCAAACGACAAAAGUUGCGCAACCAUACCGUCCUCCCAUGAUUCGGUUGGUGGCAUCCGAGCCACCGGCGGCUCCUCUUCGCCUUCGCCAGUUUCUUGCUGUUUUGCCGCUGCCAAUUCGAUAGCGGUGCAUUGUCGUUCCACCGGGCACAAGAGGAACGAGCAGAAGAAACGAUCUACCGACGACCACCGCCGAGUCGAUUCGCUAGAUUCGUUACGUGUCUCGACCACUUCCUGCGAAACCGUCGAACGAAUCGGGAAAUUUCUACGAACUUAUCUAAAGAGGAAUCGACAUCGACGUCGCCGGCGUCGAUCCUCCUCCUCCCGUAGCAGUGCGUGCGCGUCAAAGGAAAACGUUGCUGUGGCAGCGGCGGCAGCGUCGUCUACAGACGAUUCGAAUCAGUGUAGAACAACGGAAAUCAAAAUGAAUCUCGAGAGUACCGUCUCGUUCGGCGAUCUUCUGGAAACGACUGCGAAUUCCGCGCCUCGACCACCACCGAGCAGACUUCCUCCGUUGCGUUAUUCUUCGAACGACCGUUCGAUCGAUCAGAAAACGACCGAACUUUCCUCGUAUACCCGACCUCGUCGGACUUUUUCCUUCCGGAAGAGAGCAAAAUUAAAACUGAACUCGCACAUGACACAGUCUAUAAGACUGUCUCCCAUCUUGGAAUCGGAAUUCUCGAAAUCCGUAACCCCGAGAUCCUCCUGUUCUUCUCCUCUUUCACCUUCUUCCGCCCGUUCAACGCGUUCUUCCUCCUCUCCGCGAAUCGACCGAUUCGUCGUCCCGUCUUCAUCGGGAAUCUGAGAACCGACCACCACCACCACCAUUCUUCUAUCCCUUGUUUAUCUCAAAUUCGUUUCGAUCUUUUUCACGUUUCGUUCUGUCAAGCUCCUUUCACGAAACUUUAUUGAUCCGUCAAAGAAAGAAAGAAAGAAAGAAAGAAAGAA